ACCCAUUCAGCCUACAUCAGUUUAUAUACCCACCCAUUCAGCCUACAUCAGUUUAUAUACCCACCCAUUCAGCCUACAGCAGGUUAUAUACCCAUCUUUCGCUCGCACAGGGCUUCAUUUGGCUGCUUAAAUCUCUUGUCGACAGUGGUUAAUGGUUGUUCUAAUUUUUGGUCCAUGUCCGUAUCUGAUCCUACAUCUGUUUCCAUUCCUCUCUCUAUUAAUAAAUGGCAGUUUGUGUGUGUUUGACCACCAUUAACAUUUCAUACCGCCUCUCCAAACAAUGUCAGGACAAGCCGGCGGUGUGCAUUCGAUAGUCUUCAUUAAUAUGUAGAGGAGAAGGUGCGGGGUGCUCCUCAGAUCAUGUUCCACAGUCCCGCAGUGUAGUGUUACACCCUUACAUCUAACCUGUUACAGCAGGACUCUUUCAGGACUCUGACAGGACUCCUGUUCUCUCACUCGCUGCCCGUCCGCGGGGUGAUAACUCUGACUGAGGACUCUGAGGCACAGCAUGGACAUCAGGACGGCCCUCGGGUAUCUCCAGCUGCUGUGUGUAUUUAGUAGAGCUGCUUCCAGGAAAGGAGUUAAAUGUGGGGGAAUCCUGUCAGCGACCAGUGGGAACAUCUCCAGCCCGAAUUUCCCGGGUCUGUACCCGUAUAACGUGGAUUGCUCGUGGCUGAUCGUGGUGUCGGAGGGUUCUUCGGUGCUGCUGACCUUCCAUCACUUCGAGCUGGAGUUCCACACAGACUGCGCCUACGACUACAUCAAGAUCUACAACGGCAUCUCUGAGGACGAGGGGAACCUGCUGGGGAAGUUCUGUGGGGACAUGACUCCUCCACAGUUCAGCUCAUCCUGGAAUGUCAUGUCCAUCAUUUUCCACUCGGACCGACACGUGGCCCACAGUGGAUUUAACGUUGGAUACAGGAAAGAUAUGUGCGGUGGUGUACUGACGGGUCUUUCCGGGGUAAUAUCCAGCCCAGGAUACCCGCUGGAGUACAGUAAUAAUGCAGACUGCUCCUGGACGGUGCACGUGUCCAACCGCAGCGUGGUCAGUCUGGUCUUCCUGGACUUCCAGCUGGAGAAUAAUGAAGGAUGUAAUUUUGACUAUAUCGCCCUGUUCGACGGACCAACGAUCAAACACCGCCACAUCGGGAAUUACUGCGGCAGCGAGAGACCCCCAAACACGGUGACCACCUCCAACCAGCUGCUGGUGGUGUUCAAAUCUGAUUUUAAUAUCGGAGGAAGAGGAUUCAAGGCCUACUAUUACUCAGGAGAGUGCCAGCAGGUUCUGAAAGCCAUCAGCGGGAACUUCACCAGCCCCAACUUUCCAAACAUCUACCCCAACAACGUCAACUGCCACUGGACCAUUUCUCUGCCCCCCGGCUACAGGAUCAAGCUCUAUUUCCCCGAGAUGGAGCUGGAGGACGAGAACAGCCUGUCGGACAUGUGUGAUUUCGACUCGGUAUCUGUGUACGACGGGGGCAGCGAGACGGACCCCCUGCUCGGACGCUGGUGCGGUACAGAACAACCCCCGUAUCUUACGUCAAAGACGAACAAGCUGCUGGUGGUCCUCAACACUGACCGAAACAUGGCUUUUAAAGGAUUUACAGCGUCCUACACAGGAGUGGUCCCCGUCAAUGUAAGCUGCACCAGAACAGAGUUCCAGAUUCAGAUUUCCCAGCAGUCUUUGCCCCAGUUGGACCGUGAGAGCAUCUAUUUGGGAAACCCGUCCUGUUCUGCCCAACUGACCUCAACCACCUACAAGAUCCUGGCACGAUUCGUCAACUGUGGCACUGCUGGACAGAAGCGUCGGAACAUCACGAUGCUGGUGAACUCGCUCUACAUCGACUUCUCGGGCGGGAAACACCAGAACAUUCAGGAGUACGAGGUCGAGUGCGACGCCCAGAGGAAGGUCGCGAUGGUCAACCUCAUCUCGGCGGAGGAGCGGAACCGGAUGAACGAGCUGGCCCGAUUGGCCGAGGAGUCCAAGAGCCAGGGGGGCGGAGAGAGCAAGGAGGCGGAGCCUCACGAGACCAGCGACAUCGUCUUCAUCAGCGUCUGCGUGCUGGCGGUCAUCCUCAUGCUCAUCGCUAUCGUCUGGCUGGUUCUUCUGUAGGAACGUUCAAAUACUGGCUUCCUUUGUAUUUAUCUGUAUAUAUUUGUAUAUAAUCUUAAUUUUAUACAUCGGUUCAAUCCAAAUAUACUAUAAUAUAAAAUACAUACUCUUACACUA
This is a messenger RNA of Astyanax mexicanus (Mexican tetra), 2230 nucleotides long. RefSeq names its product CUB domain containing protein 2 (gene cdcp2). The record is from RefSeq and is a predicted model, not a curated record. The transcript is spliced from 6 exons. NCBI's taxonomy places the organism in Eukaryota, Metazoa, Chordata, Actinopteri, Characiformes, Acestrorhamphidae. Bases 509 to 2113 code for a protein of 534 amino acids.